UGUUUCAUUUGCCACCAAUACCAUGACCAUUACUCUACACUCCAUUCCCGGAAGCUCAGGUUAUUUGGACAUAUACCCUCAGAGGAAAGUCUCCGUCUUUAAGAACCCUUACAUUUUGGGCUUCACUGCUGUCGCUAGCAUUGGUGGAUUGCUCUUUGGCUUCGACACUGGUGUUAUAUCAGGAGCCCUUCUGUAUAUUAAAGAUGAUUUUGAGGUGGUCAGACAAAGUCAUUUUCUACAGGAAACAAUUGUCAGCAUGGCAGUGGCUGGUGCAAUUGUUGGGGCAGCAGCAGGUGGUUGGAUUAAUGAUGCUUAUGGACGAAAGAAGGCAACCAUCAUUGCAGAUGUUAUCUUUGCUCUGGGAGCAAUUGUCAUGGCUGCUGCACCAGAUCCUUAUGUUCUCAUACUUGGGCGUGUUUUGGUUGGUUUGGGCGUGGGUAUAGCUUCUGUUACUGCUCCUGUGUAUAUUGCAGAAUCUUCGCCAUCAGAAAUAAGAGGAGCAUUAGUGAGCACAAAUGUGCUUAUGAUAACCGGUGGACAGUUUCUUUCCUAUCUCAUAAAUCUUGCUUUUACACAGGUCCCUGGGACAUGGCGUUGGAUGCUGGGAGUUUCAGGUGUGCCAGCAGUAGUUCAGUUUUGCCUCAUGCUCUUCCUGCCUGAAUCCCCCAGAUGGCUUUUUAUAAAGAAUAGGAAUAACGAAGCUGUUGCUGUGCUUGCUAAGAUCUAUGACUUAGAUCGUUUAGAGGACGAAAUUGCUUUACUUACUAAUCAAUCUGAGCAAGACCGUCACAAAAGGGAUGAUAUCAGAUUCUGGGAUGUUUUUAAAUCAAAAGAAAUCAGACUUGCAUUCCUUGCUGGAGCUGGACUGCAGGCUUUUCAGCAAUUUACAGGUAUAAACACAGUGAUGUACUACAGCCCAACUAUUGUCCAAAUGGCUGGCUUUCGCUCUAAUGAGUUAGCUCUUCUCCUCUCUCUCAUAGUUGCCGGCAUGAAUGCUGCCGGAACAAUUCUUGGCAUUUACCUCAUCGACCAUGCAGGACGGAAAAAAUUGACCCUAUAUAGCUUAGGAGGAGUCAUAGUAUCUCUGAUCAUCUUGUCCUUAUCAUUUAUUUACCAAUCAUCUGCAAAUGAUUUGUAUGGAUGGCUUGCAGUUUUAGGAUUGGUCCUAUAUAUUGCUUUCUUCUCGCCAGGGAUGGGGACUGUGCCAUGGACAGUAAACUCAGAAAUAUAUCCUGAAGAAUACCGAGCAAUAUGUGGAGGCAUGUCGGCUACUGUGAAUUGGGUUUCCAAUUUGAUUGUGGCACAGUCCUUUCUAUCAGUUGCUGAAGCUGCAGGGACUGGUCCUACUUUCUUGAUUCUUGCUGGUAUAGCUGUCCUUGCCUUUCUAUUUGUAGUUGUGUUUCUUCCAGAAACCAAAGGAUUGACUUUUGAUGAAGUGGAGUUGUUAUGGAAGGAGAGAGCUUGGGGCAAGAAUCCCGACACUCAAUGCCUUCUUGAACGUGGAAAUCAAUCCUAGGAAUGCAACCUUUUUCAUUUAAUUAUGGGAUACGUUAUUUUACCCUUUUUUUUUCUGUUUAUUUUUGCCUACAGCUUUUUUAUUACAUUUAUCAUUUCUCUCUUCUAUUAAGAUUCUGAUCUAACAAUAUUAAAGAGUGGUAGAAAAAAAAGAGAUAAAGUAAAAUAAUGGAUCCUUUAAAUAUAGUGCAUUUGUAUGUUGUUAUGCUAUCAUUGGUAAGAGUAUAGGACAGGCAAGAAGGGAGAAAAGUGAACUAGUGUUGUUAUGCUAUGAGUGAUAAUAUUUUUAAUAAAUGAUUUCU
Messenger RNA from Gastrolobium bilobum, 1817 nucleotides. RefSeq names its product inositol transporter 1-like. The record is from RefSeq and is a predicted model, not a curated record. The coding region runs from base 23 to 1516 and encodes 497 amino acids. Lineage: Eukaryota; Viridiplantae; Streptophyta; Magnoliopsida; Fabales; Fabaceae. Gene Ontology annotation, cellular component: membrane. Gene Ontology annotation, biological process: transmembrane transport. The transcript has 6 exons. Gene Ontology annotation, molecular function: myo-inositol:proton symporter activity.